Xiphias gladius (swordfish) is the source of this 1410-nucleotide messenger RNA. RefSeq names its product myc target 1b (gene myct1b). The transcript is spliced from 2 exons. NCBI's taxonomy places the organism in Eukaryota, Metazoa, Chordata, Actinopteri, Istiophoriformes, Xiphiidae. The record is from RefSeq and is a predicted model, not a curated record. Gene Ontology annotation, cellular component: nucleoplasm. The coding region runs from base 207 to 704 and encodes 165 amino acids.
UGACACCUGUGGUUUUCCUCCUUUGGCCAGUCUAAAUGUCUGCGGCCUACCGAAUUAGGCAAAAGUCUGAUCCCAUUGUGCUUUCAAAGGCUACAAAUGCUAAAGAAUGGGGGAAAUUACACAAUUUAAGACUGUACAUUAUCUAUUUCCAUGUAAAAGACGAAGGUGUAAAAUCAAUGAGUCAGUUGCUUACAUGACAAGGCGAUAUGAUUCUUGCCUUCUGUUUAUCUGUGCUUGUGGGCCUGCUGCUGGGUGCUCUGAUAUACGUUCUGAUGACCUGGGCAUCCAGGCGCAGAGCCACCGCCAGGAUCACCAGGCGCUCUAAAAAGAAACCUGGCACUUCACAAACACAAAACCCCAUGAACAGCCAGCUGGGCCUCUACCGGAGCACCUUUCUGAGUGUCUACAGACAGCCCUCUCUGGAGCCAGUGGGUCCUUUGGGGAGUAAGCCCGGUGCAGAGACCUCCACCUUCCGGCCACUGCCCAAGAGGAGCAGGGCUGGCCUGGAGAUGGGGGAGGACACCCAGAUCAGCGUGCCUGAGGACACGGCGGCUUCAAACUCAUCUGAUUCGGCAUCGUUCGUGCCAAACAAGAGACAUUCCUUCUGGUUGGGGAACAACGGACUUAAAGGAUUCCUCCCCUCUCAGACUCCCCCUCCUGCAUACGACAGUGUCAUCCAUGCAUUUGAAGAGACUUGCACUUGAAACUGUCAGUAUAAAUACAACAAGAACUGAAAAAGAAGAACUUAAUGGGAUUACCGUGGACUCUGUGUCCUGCUCUCUAUAAGGAACAGUUAUCCCUGCGGAUUGACUGAUCAGACCAUUUCUGCCACUUUUCAGUCCAUAGCACUGUGUCUUUAACUGAAUAAGAUGCUUACGCAGCAAUCUAGUGUCAGCUCAGUACUAUACCAUGAAAUAUAGAUUAGGGGUGCAACUAACUAAUGAAAUAACUUGAAGAUUGUUUUCUCAAUAAAUUAAUUAGUUGUUUACUCUAUAGAAUCUCACAAAAUAACAAAAAAAAAAGGCUAUCACAUUUUCCCGAGGGCCUGAGGUGACGGCCUCAAGUGUCUUGUUUUGUUCCAAACUCAAAAGUAUUCAAUUCACAAGGAUAUAAAACAGAGACAAGCAGCAAAUUCUCACACUGGAGAAAAUUGGGACAAGCAAAUGUUGGGCAUUUUAGGUAGGAAAAAUGACUCUAACGAUUAACCAAUUAAUCGACUAACCACUGCAGUUAUCGUGUAAUUUUUUCGAGGCAACUGCAGGGCACCCGAUGGCCCACGUCGUAGUCCACCAGUUGAGAGACACUGGUGGUGAAGGGAGCCUGGGGUUAGAUUUUGCUCUGACUGUGUGAAAGUGAGGGAAACACUGUCUGCUAGAUAGUUGUAAUUAUCUAAUGUCACAAUAAAGAUUU